This is a messenger RNA of Rhodofomes roseus, 1290 nucleotides long. Its product is annotated as D-isomer specific 2-hydroxyacid dehydrogenase. The record is from RefSeq and is a predicted model, not a curated record. Gene Ontology annotation, molecular function: hydroxypyruvate reductase [NAD(P)H] activity; glyoxylate reductase (NADPH) activity; NAD binding. The transcript has 4 exons. Gene Ontology annotation, cellular component: cytosol. NCBI's taxonomy places the organism in Eukaryota, Fungi, Basidiomycota, Agaricomycetes, Polyporales, Fomitopsidaceae. The coding region runs from base 239 to 1240 and encodes 333 amino acids.
CGGGACCACAAGCCACUGGCAUGCAUGUCGCAACGAAUCGUCAUUCUCAAGCUGAUGACCAGCGCGAUAACGCCAUGACCAUCUACGAGGCCGCCCUUUCCACAACGGACUGUCAAGUUUGCAGCAGGAGGCUUUCCCGGCAAGACCGUUGCAGUGACUCGUCUGGAUUCUGAUCGCGCCAGUAGUAGAUUGGGAUCAGGGCUAGAACUAUACUACUCGACGCGCUGUCUGCUCGAGAAUGCCGCCUCGUAUUGUUUUGUGCGACCCUAUCGUGUAUGAGGAUGAGGGCAAAGCGGUGCUUGAAGGCGUCGCGGAAGUUCUACAAUUGGAUCCAUCCGUAGAUCGAGACGAGUUCAUUCGCGCCCUUCGUCCCGGAGGCCGUUUGGAAGGCGUGGUCGGAUUGUACGAGCGCAACCAGUCUACUGGACGGAUCGGUCACUUCGACAGAGACCUCAUUAGCAGACUUCCUCGGAGCGUGAAGUGGAUCGCGCAUGUGGGUGUCGGCUACGACAAGGUCGACGUGGCUGCUUGCAAGGAGCAUGGCAUUGGCGUGUCGAAUGCUCCUGGGGCGCUUGAUGAGACGACGGCGACUACUGCUCUCUUCUUGCUCAUAUCUGCGCUCCGAGGAUUUUCUGCGGCAGAGCAGAGCUUGCGGGCGGGAAACUGGAAGAAUCCUCACUCUGCCGCGAAUGCACACGACCUGACCGGACGAACCCUCGCGAUCCUCGGACUAGGUGGUAUCGGGCUUCGGCUGGCCGAACUCGUCCAUGCGUUUCCGAUGCGCGUUCUCUACCAUAACCGACGGAAGGUCGCGAAUGCGCCGGAGUGGUGUGAAUACUACGACAAGGAACACCUCGACGAUAUGCUUGCACAGUCAGACGUGCUCAGCGUUCAUGUGCCGUUCACAGAGGAGACGCGGAACAUCGUAGACGAGCGGAUGAUCCGCAAGCUGAAGAAGGGCGCAGUCAUCAUCAACACUGCGCGCGGGCAAGUCGUCGACGAGGAAGCCAUAAUGCAGGCUCUCAAGGACGGCCAUCUAUCUGCAGUUGGCCUGGACGUCUUCCACAACGAGCCGAACAUCGAUCCGCGCUGGUAUCGCUUCCCCAACGCUGUCCUUCUUCCCCAUGUCGGGGGAUCAACUGCCGAAGCCGUCAGGACUAUGGAGUUGUGCGCUCUGCAGAAUCUACGCGACUUCGUCCUUACUGGGAAAGGUAGAGACCUAGUAGCAGAACUCAGGUAGUCGAAUAAUCCAGCCUCAGUCCAGCCACAACACUUGAGCAAUGAUAUAAG